AUGGGAUCCUUAAGCAGUCGCCUGUUGGGACGCAGGGAGCCGGGCACAGAGGAGCCAGAAUCCCUGGGGAGCCCCAGUUAUGUAGUUGGCAGUAGAAAGCGAAAGCGCAAACAAAGCGGAGAGUGCUGUUUAGAUCCAGACUCUGGCAGCUACAACUAUCUGGACCCAGGAGAGAAACUACACAUAACACGCCACAUAAGCCACAAGAAAAAAGCUAAGAUUUCAUCGACAUUUGCUUACCAAACUUUUUUUUUGAAUGGAAUGAUGAGUGACAUUAAAAUCCGUGCUCUGGGGAAAAUUUGGUGUUUGCACAAAAUAUUUUUAUCUCAGUCAGAAUACUUUGCCAAGCUGUUUAGAGAUUCAUGGAAAGAAAGCAAUGAAGAUAUUAUUGAACUUGAAAUUAAUGACCAAAAUAUAGAUGUGCAAUCCUUGCACUUUGUACUUGGCUCCUUGUACAGGGAUGAGGACUUCUUAAUAGAGCCCCCUCAAGUUCCAACUAUUUUGGCAACAGCUUGCCUGCUUCAAGUAAAUGACUUAAUUUAUCAAUGUAAUGACAUCAUGAAAGAAACAAUUAAUGUGAAAACUGUGUGUAGAUAUUAUAUAGCAGCAGACACUUAUGGAUUAGACUAUGUAAAGAAAGAAUGUUUUGAAUGGCUUCUUCACAACUUGAUGACACACCCAACUAUUCAAUUGUACAAAGAAAUCAGCCUAGUACUCAUGAAACUGCUCAUUUCUUCCUCUGAUUUACUAGUAAUGCAAAAGGAAGUGGAUAUAUACACUACACUCAAAGAAUGGAUGUUCCUUCACCUUAAUCCAGAUUGGAAAGGCUCAAUUAAUCAGCUUUUAGUUAAUGCUAACAACUGGCUUUCCAGGCAUAUGGAAUGUGUUGACAAUACCACUCUUCUUGAAACAGAAGAAGGAAGACCAUUUCAACCAGUGUUUAAAAAACUGAGGUUUCAGCACAUUAUCUGUGACCUGGCCUCCACAAGACUUAUUGAAAAAGAUCGUCUAAUACCUUCUGAGUGGUUAUCAUCAGUCUACAAACAACAAUGGCUUACCUUGCUUAAGACACAAAAAUACAAGGAAAUUGGGCCUCAAGUUAUGAAUAUAAGAGAAUUUGAAGGAUGCAGCAUGAGGUGUGGUAAAAGGAUUAUCAGAAAUGGUAAAUACUCCUGGAAGUGGUCAGGCUUCCAUUUUAGCUUUCCAUUAUAUGUCAUCUUUACCAGUCAUUAUAUAAUUUUCAAGCAAAAUACUUUUAAUCAGAUGAAUGAAUGUUCUACCUGUAUACCAGUUCUGCGACAUAUUGCAUUCAGAUUAACCUUGGUAAAUUUUGAUUCUACUAGAAACCUAAGUUUCAGCAAAACAACAGGUUGUAAAAUCCUUACCUUCAAAAAGGAUGAGGAACAAAUAGCAAUGAGAUUGGAUAGCACAGUUCUGAAAUUCCCUUUAUAUAUAUUUUGCAACUUCCUGUUCAUAUCUUCAGAAAAUACAGGAAAAUAA
Molecule: messenger RNA, 1500 nt
Organism: Dipodomys ordii (Ord's kangaroo rat)
Lineage: Eukaryota; Metazoa; Chordata; Mammalia; Rodentia; Heteromyidae
Product: putative germ cell-less protein-like 1-like
Exons: 1
Coding region: 1-1500 (499 amino acids)
Biological process (GO): germ cell development
Cellular component (GO): nucleus
Molecular function (GO): protein binding
Source: RefSeq, a predicted model, not a curated record